This is a messenger RNA of Chenopodium quinoa (quinoa), 1112 nucleotides long. RefSeq lists its product as uncharacterized. Lineage: Eukaryota; Viridiplantae; Streptophyta; Magnoliopsida; Caryophyllales; Amaranthaceae. Bases 4 to 921 code for a protein of 305 amino acids. The transcript has 2 exons. The record is from RefSeq and is a predicted model, not a curated record.
UGAAUGAAAAUUAGGAAAUACUUAAAAUGGUGGUCGAUAAUCUCAUACUUUGCAUUCUUGUAUUACUCUUUUGGGUUACCAACAAUCGAGAGUCCCCAGAAUGGGAGGGGUGACCUGGUAUCAAUGGGGAGCACACACUUCUUAUCCCCAAACUCUCUCUAUCACCUCUUCUCAAACCCUAAUAAACCUCUCCAAAACCCUAAUUUUUCAUCAAAAUUUUGCUGCUCUUCAUCCUCUAGACCUAAUUGGGGUUCCAAUUUCGACACGUCUCAGCGCCGGAAAUUCGAAUUUGAAGAUGAAUUUGGGAGGAGAGAGAAACGGAGGAAGAAUUGGUGGUCAGACGAUGAUGACGACGACGACGACGAAGAAGAAGAGUCUGGAUUUUGGGAAGAGUCUUCUCCUGCUAUUGACUGGUUCUUCAAGAUAGCCAAAGCCUUUGGUUGGAUGGUUCCAAUAGUUCUGUUAUCAACAGUAUUAGAUACAGGAUCAAAUUCACUCAUGAUGGCAUUGGUGCUUCCCUUGGGACAAACAGCCCUUUCCCUAGUAAUGGAUAAACUAUGGGAAGACCCAAGCUCUAGCCGAAAUUUCAGGCCCCAAUCCAGGCCAAGGUCAAAGUCUAAGACCAGAAGGUCCAGGUCUAAGGGAUAUGCACGAAAGGCAAGAUCCCGUCCACGUCCUGUAAAUGGUGACUAUAAGUCAUGGGAGGCAGCUAAGAAAGAUGGGAGACCUGAUUCGAAAUUUGGUGGAUGGGAUGAGCUGGAUCAAGAAGUAGCGAGAAGCAACAGCUUUGCUGACGAGCAAAAGCCAAAGGUUGAUACUGGUAAAUUGAGUAGGACACUAAACAAAGAUAAACCAUUGUUCAUAAGGUUGCUGAUUGCUGUGUUUCCAAUUUUGGGCUCAUGGAUCAGGUUCCUUUUCUGAAUUGAAUGUGAAUAACAAUCAGCGACAUGAGGGAUUGAUUAUACAGUACAUAUUUUGCUUUAGAUAUGUGAUUAUUAAUUGAAUUAUGUAACUAAUGUAAGAUAUGAAUAUUAGCUUCUUUUUGUCUCAGUUACUAUAGCUCUCCGUGACAGACUACAAUGUUAUUGAAAUGGCAUGAGAAGUUGGCGUGA